Molecule: messenger RNA, 1608 nt
Organism: Uloborus diversus
Lineage: Eukaryota; Metazoa; Arthropoda; Arachnida; Araneae; Uloboridae
Gene: Syt14
Product: synaptotagmin-14-like
Exons: 10
Coding region: 1-1608 (535 amino acids)
Source: RefSeq, a predicted model, not a curated record
AUGAUUGCAGUACCUACUGAAGCAUCAGCUUUCCUGGGUGCAGUUGGAGCAUUUCUUGUGAUUUUGGUGAUUUUCUACUUAUACCUAAGUAAGAAGCUAUGCUUCACUACCAUUGGAGGAUUUCCUUGCUGUGAUAAACCACUUGUUGAUCAUAGAGAACCUGUAUCCAAGGACCUAGGUACUGCAUUUCAAUAUGAAGAGGUGGAGUCGUCUACCGACAGUGAGGACGAAGUCCUGCAACGUUUUCAGCAGUCCUCUAGUCUGUAUGCCGGCUUGCGGAAGGUGGGCGGUGGGAAUAGUGAUCAGAACGGAGGAGCGGAAAAUUUCGAAAACAAAACCCCGUUCUCUUAUGGACUCGCUACUUGCAAUGGAUCAUCAAGUCACAUGAAGGUAUCUAACGGAAGUAAGAGAGGAAGUCAUGACCCGAUUUCCUUGCUGGAGAAAGGGGGCGUGGCCAAGUCAGGAAGUCCUUCCUUCUCGAGCGAGGCAAGCGAGAGUGAAGACACUCAAGAUGACGGGCAGGCAGUGAUUCAGCCCCUUCUGGACAGUAGGAAUACACAGCAUUAUGAAAAUAGUGCCUUCCAGACUGUUGACGAUUCACCGGCGGCCUCCAAUGACACCUUUUCUGCUUGUGGAGAUUCUGUGAUGGAAGAUCAGAUCUAUGAUGUAGCUGAACAUCAUUGCAAUAUUGAAGACCAUGACACCAGCAGUGCUGUGCGAUGCGGAUCAUUAGAAGUAGGCUUUGCAUAUGAUGCUCCUCUGAGAAAGAUGACUAUUCAUGUCCUUCAAGCUCAAGAUUUACCUGAUAGAGAGCGUGGGGGAUCUAAUCAUGUUCAAGUCAGACUGUUGCUGUUACCUCAUAAAAGACAGAAGUUCAAAACCAAGAUCCGAACAGGUAGCAAGCCACAGUUCAAUGAAAGCUUCAUAUUUAAUAGGAUAUCUCCAGAAGAGCUAAAUAGCAUGGGAGUAAGAUUUCGCUUGAAUGGAUGUGAAAGAAUGAGACGUGAACAUCUCAUUGGUGAAUGCAUUGUUCCCUUCUCUGCAAUCCGCAUGGAUCAGCAAACUACUUUAUGGUUGACCUUAGAGCCAAGAUCAAAUAUUGCACAUUCAGACUCAAAGGCAGAUGUUACAAGCCUAGCAAGAAGUGAUAGCACAGGUUCAACACAAUCAAUGCAACAUGGUGGAUUGCCAGAGUUGUUACUUGGGCUGGCAUACAAUGGAACUACAGGCCGUCUUUCAGUGGAAAUCAACAAGGGGAGUCAUUUUCGGAAUGUUUCGAUGAAUAGAGCUCCAGAUACAUAUGUUAAGUUAUCUCUUGUGUCUUCAAAUGGUCAGGAGAUUGCUAGGAGUAAAACAUCAGUUCGCAGAGGCCAACCCAAUCCUUUGUUCAAAGAAACGUUUAUAUUUCAGGUAGCCCUGUUUCAGUUGCCUGACGUGACCCUGAUGAUAUCGGUCUACAACAAACGCAGUAUGAAGCGGAAGGAGAUGAUUGGCUGGUUUUCCCUGGGUCUGAACAGCAGCGGAGAUGAGGAACUGGCACACUGGAACGACAUGCGAGAGAAUCGUGGGGAGCAGGUGUGCCGCUGGCAUGUACUUUUGGAAACUUAA